AUGGCACCAGGUUCUUCAAGAACAGUGAUGAAGUGUAAAAAAGUUGAGGAAAGAAUGCAGAAGAAAAAAUCAAUGGCAAGGUCUUCUGCUACUCUUUCUACUACUACUUCUUCUUACUCUUCUUCUUCUUCAGGUACCAAAGAAGUAAAGGGUGAAGAUGAUCACAAUGAGGAAGAUAUAUGUUCUACACCAAAGGGUAAAAGGUUCAGAAUACCAGAAGUCUCAACAUGUCCACCAGCACCUAAGAAGAGAAGAGUUUCCACAUGCUCCUCCAAGAAAUCCCCAAUAGCAUUUUUUUCUUCACCAGAUAUGGAGAACUUUUUCUUUUCAGCCAUUAAAACUGUAACAGCUUCAACUUUUACCCCAAGUGGAGUUUGA
Vigna angularis (adzuki bean) is the source of this 378-nucleotide messenger RNA. Its product is annotated as cyclin-dependent protein kinase inhibitor SMR9. The record is from RefSeq and is a predicted model, not a curated record. NCBI's taxonomy places the organism in Eukaryota, Viridiplantae, Streptophyta, Magnoliopsida, Fabales, Fabaceae. The transcript has a single exon. The coding region runs from base 1 to 378 and encodes 125 amino acids. Gene Ontology annotation, biological process: regulation of DNA endoreduplication.